GGGCCCUCAGUGAGCGCCGCCACACCCCGUAGGGCCGCGGCACCCGGUAACGUACGGUUUGUGGGGUUGUUUUUUUUGUUUUUCCCUAGUUCUCCUUCAACAUGUUCGAUCACCCCAUCCCGCGGGUGUUCCAGAACCGCUUCUCCACCCAGUACCGCUGCUUCUCCGUGUCCAUGCUGGCCGGGCCGAAUGACAGGUCAGAUGUGGAGAAAGGCGGGAAGAUAAUUAUGCCACCAUCAGCUUUGGAUCAACUCAGCCGACUUAAUAUUACUUACCCGAUGCUGUUCAAGCUGACCAAUAAGAACUCGGACCGCAUGACGCACUGUGGGGUGCUGGAGUUCGUGGCUGACGAGGGCAUUUGUUACCUGCCUCACUGGAUGAUGCAGAACCUGCUGCUGGAAGAGGGAGGCCUGGUGCAAGUGGAAAGUGUGAAUCUUCAGGUUGCUACUUACUCAAAAUUCCAGCCACAGAGUCCAGAUUUUCUUGACAUCACCAAUCCCAAAGCCGUAUUAGAAAACGCACUGAGAAACUUCGCUUGUCUGACUACAGGGGACGUUAUUGCCAUCAACUACAAUGAAAAGAUCUAUGAGCUUCGGGUGAUGGAGACCAAACCGGAUAAGGCCGUGUCCAUCAUCGAGUGCGAUAUGAACGUGGAUUUUGACGCUCCUUUGGGGUACAAAGAGCCAGAAAGAAGUGCACAGCACGAGGAGACCACAGACGUUGAAGCAGACCAUAGCGGGUACGUCAGCGACAUCGGAUUUCGUGCGUUCUCUGGUUCUGGGAACAGGCUGGAUGGCAAGAAGAAAGGGGUUGAGCCCAGCCCAUCGCCCAUUAAACCCGGAGACAUUCGAAGGGGAAUUCCCAACUAUGACUUCAAGAUUGGUAGAAUCACAUUCAUUAGAAACUCGCGUCCACUCGUUAAGAAAGUUGAAGAGGAUGACUCCGGGAGCCGGUUCAUCGCCUUUUCGGGAGAAGGCCAGUCCCUGCGCAAGAAGGGAAGGAAACCCUGAGUCCAGGAGCCUGGAGUCGGUCGGGAGGAAAAUAAAAGAUCCCUUGCAGCGUGUUGGGCCGGAGUGAUUGCGGCGGGGCUGGGGUCUGCAGCACAGGGAGCUGUCGCUGGGGGGUCUCACCUUUAAAAGCAGAGCUGCUCAAAUUCCAACUGGACUGUCAGAAUUUUCGGUUGGGAGUUCUGGGAAUUCCAGAGGGGUGUUUUGUGUGAGUUGUAAAGAGGGAAAGUGUGCCUGGGAUAAACCAGAGGAGUAACCCAGUGCGAUCCUGUACCAAAAGACCCCAAUUUCUCCGGCUGUGUCCUCCCCUCCUGCUAUUUUCCUCCUUCUGUAUAUUUUUGCCCCAAUUCCAGGUGAGCUUUUUUUUUGGGCUUGUGACACAAAGGCACAGGCUCACGGUGUGGCCUUUGGGGCUGUUGUGCGGGGGAGUCUCUGAUCUGGGAUCCGGGUGUUGGUUAUAAAUCCGUGUGAGGGUCCCCUGUAGCCGCUUCUUGUAUUUACAAUUAAAAUUAUGCCUUUUAAUUAAUAAAUAGGGUGAUAGAGCA
Messenger RNA from Calidris pugnax (ruff), 1552 nucleotides. RefSeq names its product ubiquitin fusion degradation 1 like (yeast) (gene UFD1). The record is from RefSeq and is a predicted model, not a curated record. Gene Ontology annotation, cellular component: VCP-NPL4-UFD1 AAA ATPase complex. The transcript has 11 exons. Gene Ontology annotation, molecular function: polyubiquitin modification-dependent protein binding. NCBI's taxonomy places the organism in Eukaryota, Metazoa, Chordata, Aves, Charadriiformes, Scolopacidae. The coding region runs from base 102 to 1010 and encodes 302 amino acids.